GGCCGGGGCGCCGCGGGGCGCGGAGGUGCAGCUGAGCGCGGCCGGCGGCGGUAUUGCUGAAAUCCUAAUGAACCGACCCCACGCGAGAAAUUCACUGGGAAAAGUAUUUGUAAAUGAACUGUUCAGUGCCCUGGAACAGCUCCGCUUCGAUGAGCAGGUGCGGGUGGUGGUGUUCAAGAGCCAGGUGAAAGGAGUGUUCUGUGCAGGAGCAGACUUAAAGGAACGUGCAAAGAUGGAUGAUGCAGAAGUUGGAGAGUUUGUUAGAAGACUGAGAAAUCUUAUGGAUGAAAUAGCUGCCCUGCCCGUGCCCACGAUCGCUGCAAUCGAUGGCUACGCCCUGGGUGGAGGAUUAGAGCUGGCCCUGGCCUGUGACCUCCGAGUGGCAGCUUCAUCAGCUAAAAUGGGCCUUAUUGAGACCACACGAGGACUUCUGCCUGGAGCAGGUGGAACCCAGCGCCUGCCCAGAUGUGUUGGAAUAGGUCUUGCCAAGGAACUCAUUUUCACUGGCAGACAGGUUGAUGGAGAACAGGCAGCCUCCAUGGGGCUGGUAAAUCACUCAGUGCCACAGAACAGCGAGGGGGAUGCAGCCUACCAGAGAGCUUUGACUUUGGCUAAAGAAAUCCUGCCCCAGGCGCCGUUUGCUGUGAAAAUGGGAAAACUGGCAAUAAACAAAGGAAUGGAGGUUGACAUUGCAUCAGGGAUGGCUAUUGAGGGGAUGUGUUAUGCCCAGAAUAUUCCCACCAAAGACCGUCAGGAAGGGAUGGCUGCCUUCAGGGAGAAGAGACCACCUCGGUUCACUGGCAAAUAAAGCUUUCUGCUGCCCUUGAGUUUCUGGAGAUCCACUGAUUUCUUAGGAUUAUUUUUAUGACACCACUCUGUGCACUUAACUCCUUGCCUUGGACUGCCUUUCUAACUAUUCCACUGAAUCAUUUUUCUGUACAAAUCUCCAAAUAAAGAUUUAACUUUGUA
Messenger RNA from Melozone crissalis (California towhee), 969 nucleotides. RefSeq names its product enoyl-CoA hydratase domain containing 2 (gene ECHDC2). Gene Ontology annotation, biological process: fatty acid beta-oxidation. The coding region runs from base 68 to 808 and encodes 246 amino acids. Gene Ontology annotation, molecular function: enoyl-CoA hydratase activity. The record is from RefSeq and is a predicted model, not a curated record. Lineage: Eukaryota; Metazoa; Chordata; Aves; Passeriformes; Passerellidae. The transcript is spliced from 10 exons. Gene Ontology annotation, cellular component: mitochondrion.